This is a messenger RNA of Ipomoea nil (Japanese morning glory), 2137 nucleotides long. RefSeq names its product probable plastidic glucose transporter 1. Lineage: Eukaryota; Viridiplantae; Streptophyta; Magnoliopsida; Solanales; Convolvulaceae. Gene Ontology annotation, biological process: monosaccharide transmembrane transport. The coding region runs from base 67 to 1686 and encodes 539 amino acids. Gene Ontology annotation, molecular function: hexose transmembrane transporter activity. Gene Ontology annotation, cellular component: membrane. The record is from RefSeq and is a predicted model, not a curated record. The transcript has 13 exons.
UGAUAUCCACACUGGUCCUUUUCCGGGUUGUACUUUCUAGCAGUAACGUUGGCUUCAUUAUCCACAAUGUCGAGAGCGCUUGUUCUUCGCCCUCUUCAACUAUCUCCCGCCGCCAAACCCCCCGACCCAAAUCUGUUCUCCUGCUACACUCCUGGUGGCACUGUACAGUUCCAAUUAUGCUCAAACUCACAUCCCAGGAAGCUACGGCUAACAGUUGCCUCUGCUUCCAAGAAAGAACAGCUUCAAGAAUCGAAGCCCCAGGUUCAGAAGCAAGACGGUGAGAAUGAUUCAUUUCAAGAAAAUGGCACUGUUGAAGCGGUUGAUCUGGGUUGGUUACCUGCUUUUCCGCAUAUUUUGAUUGCCUCUAUGUCCAAUUUCCUCUUUGGGUAUCACAUUGGAGUGAUGAAUGGUCCUAUUGUGUCAAUUGCCAAAGAGCUUGGCUUUGAAGGGAAUUCACUGCUUGAAGGGCUUGUUGUGAGCAUCUUUAUUGGGGGUGCAUUCAUAGGGAGCAUAAGCUGUGGAUCCCUUGUUGACAGACUUGGAUGCCGUCGCACAUUCCAAAUUGACACAAUACCGCUUAUACUUGGUGCAAUUAUAAGCGCACAAGCUCAUUCAACAGAUGAAAUACUAUGGGGAAGAUUUCUUGUUGGCCUUGGUAUUGGUGUAAAUACAGUUCUUGUUCCUGUGUAUACUUCAGAGGUUUCUCCAACAAAACAUAGGGGCACACUGGGGACCUUGUGUCAAAUCGGUACAUGUCUUGGGAUUAUUGCUUCACUAUUUCUAGGAAUCCGCUCAGAAAAUGAUCCCCACUGGUGGAGGAUACUGUUUUAUAUUGCAAGUGUUCCUGGACUUUUUCUUGUGUUUGGCAUGCAAUAUGCUGUUGAAAGCCCCCGCUGGCUAUGUAAAGCUGGAAGACUUGAUGAUGCCAAAGAAGUUUUUAGGAAUCUCUGGGGAGCAUCCUACGUGAACCAAGCCAUUGAAGAAUUUCAAUCUGUAAUAAGAAAUGACGGGGGUGACUUGGACAGCAGUUGGUUGGAACUCCUAGAGGAACCACACUCUAGAGUCGCUUCGAUUGGAGGUAUGCUAUUCGUACUUCAACAGUUUGCUGGCAUAAACGGAGUUCUCUACUUUUCAUCCUUGACUUUCAAAGAUGUUGGAAUCUCGAGCAGUGCUUUAGCGAGCUUAUAUGUUGGACUUACCAACUUUGCUGGUGCACUUUGUGCUUCGUACUUAAUGGAUAGACAAGGGAGAAAAAAGCUUCUUAUUGGAAGUUACAUUGGGAUGGCUGUCUCGAUGUUCCUAGUAGUCUAUGCCAUCAGCUUUCCAGUUGACAAAGGCAUAAGUGGUAACUUGUCGAUAUUGGGGAGUCUCUUAUAUAUAUUCACCUUUGCCAUUGGAGCCGGGCCAGUAACUGGUCUAAUAAUACCCGAGCUUAGCAGCAGCAGGACGCGGGGGAAGAUAAUGGGGUUCAGUUUCUCUGUUCACUGGGUGUGCAACUUCCUGGUGGGUCUUUUCUUCUUGGAACUCGUUGAGAAGCUCGGGGUCGCCCCAGUCUACUUGAGCUUUGGUGGCUUCUCCAUUCUGGCAGCAGCUUUUGCUUACUACUUCACAGUCGAAACCAAAGGGCGGUCUCUUGAAGAAAUCGAGAUGUCACUCAAUCCAAACUUUCUGGGGAAGAAGAAGUAACGCUAUUAUUCUCUCGUUUAAAAAGGCGUUUAUAAGUGCUAGGUUGAUGUGUGGGCAAAGAAACAUUGUACCUAGGAUGCUCUAACAACAUUUGGGCUUCAGAGAAUCAGUGGAUUCAAGCAAAAGAGAAAACACCAAGGUAGAGUGAAGAAUCCAGUGUAGUAACCAAGUAACUUUGGAGCAUUAAGGAUUAUGUGAUAAAAAUAUAAAAUAAUGUUACUUGGGUAAUCCAACUUGGUCGUUGGUUUGUUAACCAGAAGGUUACAAGUUUGACUUUCACUUGGUUUGAGCUGAUUAGUUAUGAGCAAUUUAGACUGAUUUAUUUCUUUGUGGUUUUUUGUGAGCUAGGGUCAUAAGGCGGGAUUUACCUAGUGCACACUUUAGAUAGUAAGUGUCAAUUUUUCUCGUCACUCAAAAGAAUAAUGUUAAAUUUUAAUAGUUUGUUUAUGAA